AGGCAGGCCUGUCCAGUAAGAAGGAGAGAAAGAGGGAGGGAAAAGAGGAAGAGAGAGAGAGGAGGGAGGGGAAGCAAAGGAGUGUGAAGAGCAGAGAAGAGUAAAGACUCUAACUUUUGACUUGACAAAAGAGGGCAGGUCCCAGAAACAGGACGAUGAAGGCUGGCGUUGGAGUUGUCUCCUCAUUGCUCCUGUUCCUCUUGAUGGGAGCAGUUUUUGCCCAGAGAGUUCGUCCAAGAAAGCCAUCCAAAGGUCCACCUCCAACAAAGAAACCUUUUGUUCCCAAGCGUGUGAUUCCAGCCGAGCCUGAACCCCAGGAGCCCACUGAUUACCCCCCACCCAUCCUCGGCCCUCCGUCCCCCUACUCUGACUGCCCUCGGGAGUGUUUGUGCCAUCCUAGCUACCCAAAUUCUCUAUACUGUGAGAACCGAAACCUCCGUGUGGUCCCUGUCAUCCCAUUCAGAACUCAUUACCUGUACCUACAGAACAACUACAUCUCUGAACUCACUGCAGAGGCUUUCAACAAUGCCACAGAGCUCCGCUGGAUCAAUCUGGCAAACAACCAUAUUCAGAAAAUAGACAAACAGGUCUUUAAGAAGAUCCCAGGUCUGCUGUAUUUCUAUGCACAAAGAAACAAGCUAAAUGAAGUCCCAUCAGGCCUCCCAUCAAGUCUGGAACAACUUCGCCUGGACAGGAAUCGCAUUUCUAAGAUCCCUGCAGGGGCCUUCAGCAAGCUGCACAACCUGACCCUGCUCGACCUGCACUACAACCAGUUAAGCGACAGCGAUCUGGGAAAGAACACACUGAAGGACCUGCAGAGCCUCAUGCAGCUCAACCUGGCUCACAACACUCUGAGGAAGAUGCCCGCCGGCAUCCCUCACAGCCUCCAUCAGCUGUUCCUGGACAAGAACAGAAUAGAUGAUAUACCAGAGGACUACUUCAAAGGCUUCACCCAUCUGGCAUUUGUGAGGCUAAACUACAACCAGCUGAGUGAUAAAGGGGUUCCCAAAGCUGUGUUCAACAUGAGCAGCCUGCUGGACCUGCAGCUGGCUCACAACCAGCUGACAGUGGUCCCUCUCUUCAAUAAUCGCCUGGAGCACCUGCAUCUCAACCACAACAGCAUUGAGAGCAUCAACGGCACUGAGAUCUGCCCAUUUAGCAUGUCGGCCGACCACAACGACGACAGUCUGGUGCCCCGACUAAGGUACCUGCGUCUGGAUGGGAACCAUUUGCACCCCCCUAUCCCCAUGGAUGUCAUCAUGUGUUUCAGACACCUUCACUCAAUUGUCAUGUAGGCUGUUGGCAAGCUUUCUCAAACAAAAAACAAACAAACAAACGAACGGCAGUGGUUCACGAAGGGGAAUCGAGAUAAAAACACGCUCAGCGAGGUACAAAGUUUCAGGCUUGAAUGAGCUGCGCAGCUGCAUUACUGGAAUAGGAACUCUGCUCAGCUGCAAAGCUUCAAGUUAAGUAUUUAAAUGA
Messenger RNA from Cyprinodon variegatus (sheepshead minnow), 1482 nucleotides. RefSeq names its product proline/arginine-rich end leucine-rich repeat protein (gene prelp). Gene Ontology annotation, molecular function: protein binding. The transcript is spliced from 7 exons. The record is from RefSeq and is a predicted model, not a curated record. Bases 156 to 1295 code for a protein of 379 amino acids. Lineage: Eukaryota; Metazoa; Chordata; Actinopteri; Cyprinodontiformes; Cyprinodontidae.